Messenger RNA from Triticum dicoccoides, 294 nucleotides. RefSeq lists its product as uncharacterized. The record is from RefSeq and is a predicted model, not a curated record. Lineage: Eukaryota; Viridiplantae; Streptophyta; Magnoliopsida; Poales; Poaceae. The transcript has 2 exons. The coding region runs from base 1 to 294 and encodes 97 amino acids.
AUGCAGAGCGACUGCGCGGCGUUCCACUCCGCGCUCCCCUACGCCGGCCUCUGUGGUGCAGCGGUGCCCGGCCAGGACGCGGGAGCCAUGACGGCCGAGAUCCUCGUCGCCGAUGAGGCGCGGCCUGCCGGGAUGACGACGACGCCGCUCCAUGGCGGCACCGCCGCGCAGACGCCGGACCUCGCCACCGUCAUCACAAGAAUCCAGGGCGGGCUGGGGGGCAACCUCUACUCCGCCGGGACGGCGACGAUGCCUGUUAGGGCGAUGCUCGCUGGCGGCCCCGCGGCCGGCUAG